GGGAACAUUCCCCUGCUCCUCCCAGGAAAUGUCCUUUGUCCAGCCCUACAGGAAGCCCCAGUGAGGAGUCAGCCGGGCGGGCGGCCAGUCUGCCAGCCAAGCCCGCGGCCGCCGCCGCCGCAGCACAAGGGCAGACGCGCCGCGCGCGGGGCUCCGGCCGGGGCGCGCGCUGCCCUCGCUCCUCGCCGCGCAGGGGUCCCUGGUCCCGUCCCUUGUCCUGUUCUUCCCGGAUGGAACAAGAAGAUAAACAGGGUGUGUGUGAAGCCCAGGACUCAGAAGACGAGGGGAUGGGCUCUGAUUUUGAGAACUCUGAAGACAGGGAACGGGACCCAGAAGAAACGGGAAUGGGCUCUAAUCCACAGGAUGCACUCAAGAGACAAGACCACCCAGAGCCAAAGAUGGGCUCCAACCCACAGGAUGCAGCUCUAGGAAGGGACCCAGAGGCGAGGGAACUGGUGUCUGACAUCUGCCCAGAGGGGCUGCUGAGUGAAGAAGAAGGGGCUGCUCUCCGCGAGGAAGAAGAUUACCCAUCUGGUGUAGCUGAGAUGGCGAUGUUCCCGGGACUGUCUGAGUCGGACAGCAUUUCCCGCAGCCCCCGGGAAGAGGAGGAGGAGGAGGAGAGCGCUGGGGAGAACCCGCUAGACGAAGAGGAGCAGCCGCCCCCUCCCAUGCUUCCCUGGCGGCGGCACCUCUCCCUGGGGAGUCGGCACCGGAGCGACAAGCCUGCCCACCGCCGCUUCCGCCGGCUCCACCAUCCCAUGGCCAUGGACCUCGGGGAGCUCGACAGCCUGAUGGCCAGCAUCAUGGACGCGCCCACCAUCUGCCCCGACUGCGGGGAGAGCUUCAGCCCCGGCGCCGCCUUCCUGCAGCACCAGCGCAUCCACCGCCUGGCCGAGGCCGCCGCCGCCGCCAGCCUGGAGCCCUUCGGCUUCGCCGGCGAGUGCGGCGCGGUAGUGGGGAUGGUGGGCGUGGGCGUGGGCGUGGGCGUGGCGGGGGGCUUUGGGGCGGGGCCCACGCUGGCCCGGCCCCCGCGCGAGAAGCCCUUCCGCUGCGGGGAGUGCGGCAAGGGCUUCAGCCGCAACACCUACCUGACCAAUCACCUGCGCCUGCACACGGGCGAGCGGCCCAACCUGUGCGCCGACUGCGGCAAGAGCUUCAGCUGGCGCGCCGACCUGCUCAAGCACCGGCGCCUGCACACGGGCGAGAAGCCCUACCCCUGCCCCGAGUGCGGCGAGGCCUUCAGCCUCAGCUCGCACCUGCUGAGCCACCGGCGCGCGCACGCGGCGGCCAGCGGCGCGGGGGCGGCAGCGCUACGGCCCUUCGCCUGCGGCGAGUGCGGCAAGGGCUUCGUGCGCCGCUCGCACCUGGCCAACCACCAGCGCAUCCACACGGGCGAGAAGCCGCACGGCUGCGGCGAGUGCGGCAAGCGCUUCAGCUGGCGCUCGGACCUGGUGAAGCACCAGCGCGUGCACACGGGCGAGAAGCCCUACAUGUGCUCCGAAUGCGGCGAGACCUUCAGCGUCAGCUCGCACCUCUUCACGCACAAGCGCACGCACUCUGGCGAGCGGCCCUACGUGUGCCGCGAGUGCGGCAAGGGCUUCGGGCGCAACUCGCACCUGGUGAACCACCUGCGCGUGCACACGGGCGAGAAGCCCUUCCGCUGCGGCCAGUGUGAGAAGCGAUUCAGCGACUUCUCGACGCUCACGCAGCACCAGCGCACGCACACGGGCGAGAAGCCCUACACGUGCAUCGAGUGCGGCAAGAGCUUCAUCCAGAGCUCGCACCUGAUCCGCCACCGCCGCAUCCACACCGGCAACAAGCCGCACAAGUGUGCGGGCUGCGGCAAGGGCUUCCGCUACAAAACGCACCUCGCGCAACACCAGAAGCUGCACCUGUGUUAGGGCUGGGCCGCAGGGAGGCUGCCCUGGGGGUGGGGUGGGGGGAGCAUGCGGGGAAUAGAUGUUCUGGGGAUAGGCCAUGUAGAAAGAAAUGGGAAGGGGCGGGAGGGGCAAUCGGAGAGUGACG
Molecule: messenger RNA, 2025 nt
Organism: Panthera uncia (snow leopard)
Lineage: Eukaryota; Metazoa; Chordata; Mammalia; Carnivora; Felidae
Gene: ZNF697
Product: zinc finger protein 697
Exons: 3
Coding region: 231-1901 (556 amino acids)
Biological process (GO): negative regulation of transcription by RNA polymerase II
Molecular function (GO): DNA-binding transcription repressor activity, RNA polymerase II-specific
Source: RefSeq, a predicted model, not a curated record